Messenger RNA from Carlito syrichta (Philippine tarsier), 3431 nucleotides. RefSeq names its product BRCA1 associated protein 1 (gene BAP1). The record is from RefSeq and is a predicted model, not a curated record. Gene Ontology annotation, cellular component: cytoplasm. The transcript has 17 exons. Lineage: Eukaryota; Metazoa; Chordata; Mammalia; Primates; Tarsiidae. Gene Ontology annotation, molecular function: cysteine-type deubiquitinase activity. Bases 229 to 2181 code for a protein of 650 amino acids. Gene Ontology annotation, biological process: protein deubiquitination; ubiquitin-dependent protein catabolic process.
GGCUGGCUGGAGUUGGAGAGCGACCCGGGCCUCUUCACCCUCUUGGUGGAAGAUUUUGGUGUCAAAGGGGUGCAGGUGGAGGAGAUCUAUGACCUUCAAAGCAAAUGCCAGGGCCCUGUAUAUGGAUUUAUCUUCCUGUUCAAAUGGAUCGAAGAGCGCCGAUCCCGUCGAAAGGUCUCUACCUUGGUGGAUGACACAUCUGUGAUUGAUGACGAUAUUGUGAAUAACAUGUUCUUUGCCCACCAGCUGAUACCCAACUCUUGUGCCACUCAUGCUUUGUUGAGCGUGCUCUUGAACUGCAGCAACGUGGACUUGGGACCCACCCUGAGUCGCAUGAAGGACUUCACCAAAGGCUUCAGCCCUGAGAGCAAAGGAUACGCGAUUGGCAAUGCCCCAGAAUUGGCCAAGGCACAUAAUAGCCAUGCCAGGCCCGAGCCACGCCACCUCCCUGAGAAGCAGAACGGCCUUAGUGCAGUGCGGACCAUGGAGGCGUUCCAUUUUGUCAGCUAUGUGCCUAUCACAGGCCGGCUCUUUGAGCUGGAUGGGCUGAAGGUCUACCCCAUUGACCAUGGGCCAUGGGGGGAGGAUGAGGAAUGGACAGACAAGGCCCGGAGGGUCAUCAUGGAGCGUAUCGGCCUCGCCACUGCAGGGGAGCCCUACCACGACAUUCGCUUCAACCUGAUGGCAGUGGUGCCGGACCGCAGGAUCAAGUAUGAGGCCAGGUUGCAUGUGUUGAAGGUGAACCGUCAGACAGUACUGGAGGCUCUGCAGCAGCUGAUUAGGGUAACACAGCCAGAGCUGAUUCAGACCCACAAGUCUCAAGAGUCACAGCUGCCUGAGGAGUCCAAGGCUGCCAGCAGCAAGUCACCCCUGGUGCUGGAGGCAAGCAGAACCCCAGCAGCCUCUGAGGGCACCCACACAGAUGGUGCAGAGGAGGUGACUAGUUCAUGCGCACAAGUCCUGACCCACAGCCCUCCCAGCAAACCCAAACUGGUGGUGAAGCCUCCAGGGAGCAGCCUCAAUGGGGUUCCCCCCAACCCCACUCCCAUUGUUCAGCGGCUGCCAGCCUUUCUAGACAAUCACAACUAUGCCAAGUCCCCCAUGCAGGAGGAGGAAGACCUGGCAGCAGGUGUGGGCCGCAGCCGAGUUCCAGUCCGCCCACCCCAGCAGUACUCAGAUGAUGAGGAUGACUAUGAGGAUGACGAGGACGAUGACAUGCAGAAUACCAACUCUGCCAUCAGGUACAAGCGGAAGGGGACAGGGAAGCCAGUGUCAUUGAGUGGUUCUGCCGAUGGGCAGCUGUCAGUGCUGCAACCCAACACCAUCAACGUCUUGGCUGAGAAGCUCAAAGAGUCCCAGAAGGACCUCUCAAUUCCUCUGUCUAUCAAAACUAGCAGUGGUGCUGGGAGUCCAGCUGUGGCAGUGGCCACUCACUCUCAGCCCUCCCCCACCCCAAGCAAUGAGAGCACUGACACAGCCUCUGAGAUUGGCAGUGCUUUCAAUUCACCGCUGCGCUCGCCCAUCCGCUCAGCCAACCCAACACGGCCCUCCAGUCCUGUCACCUCCCACAUCUCCAAAGUACUUUUUGGAGAGGAUGACAGCCUGCUGCGUGUUGACUGUAUACGCUACAACCGUGCAGUCCGUGACCUGGGUCCUGUCAUCAGCACAGGCCUGCUGCACCUGGCUGAGGAUGGUGUGCUGAGUCCCCUGACACUGACAGAAAGUGGGAAGGGUUCCUCACCCUCCAUCAGACAGAGCCAAGGCAACCAGGGUUCCGGCAGCCCAGUAGAGAAGGAGAUGGUGGAAGCUACAGACAGCAGAGAGAAGAUGGGGCUGGUGAGGCCCGGUGAGCCCUUGAGUGGGGAGAAGUACUCACCCAAGGAGCUGCUGGCACUGCUGAAGUGUGUGGAGGCUGAGAUUGCAAACUAUGAGGCCUGCCUCAAGGAGGAAGUGGAGAAGAGGAAGAAGUUCAAGAUUGAUGACCAGAGAAGGACCCACAACUACGAUGAGUUCAUCUGCACCUUCAUCUCCAUGCUGGCUCAGGAAGGCAUGCUGGCCAACCUGGUGGAGCAGAAUAUCUCUGUGCGGCGGCGCCAAGGGGUCAGCAUUGGGCGGCUCCACAAGCAACGGAAGCCUGACAGGCGGAAACGCUCUCGCCCUUACAAGGCCAAGCGCCAGUGAGGACUGCUGGCCCUGACUCUGCAGCCCACUCUUGCCGCGUGGCCCUCACCAGGGUCCCUCUCUGCCACACACCCCCUUUCCCAGUAUUACUGAAUAGUUCCUGCCAGAGAGCCCAGGCCCUGGUGAUGGGAACCAAGCCACAUUCCCUGCAUCAUGCCCUGGGGCCUGGCAGGGAGCAGGUCAGCCCCAUAGUGCUCAGGAGGCAGCAGCUGGAGCUGGCACAGCAAGGCACUGCAGCUUCCUCCACAGCCGGCUGUGGAGUGGCAACCUGGCCGUUCUGCCCGGGCUGCAGAAUAUAUAUUUUACCUAUCAGAGACAUCUAUUUUUCUGGGCUUCAACCCAUCUUGCCACCAUGUUGACAUAGCCACCUUCCUGACUCUGCUUUCUCUCUUAGCAGCUGUCAUUCCGGUGGGCCCAGGUCCCUGUGUCACGCUCGGUUCAGUCCUGCAGGGUCCCAGCCAGGGGCCUGGGUGGGCAUUGGGCCCUGCUGUUCUAGCCCCAGCUGCCAGCCUGUCCCUGUUAUGAGGAAACCAGGCCUACUCCUCAUUCCUCUUGGGAGAAUGCCACACUCGGACCUGGUUUCGGGGCUAGAUUAGGAGUGGGAUAUCCCAGCAGGAGUGGGAUGAACAGCUUGCUGGGAUCCCAUGGCUUGAGUGAGAAGCAUUUGAACUGUUUGGUGCCCUCGAAACUGUCCUCUAGGCGAACUUGUUGAGAUUGCUCUCUACAGCAGGGUUCUAGGGCUCUUUGCCUUCAGUGUUGUGGCCCUCGCUGUGGGCCUUCCUUGGACUCCUGGUCUCUGUCCCUGGGACAUGGGGCUCAGAGGGAGGAGCCUCUUCCCAGCCCCUCAGUAUUAUUGUGUCUCCCUCUUCUUAGGGAUAGCAGAGAUAGGGCUGCUUGCAGGAAGCUAGCACCACUCAGCUCGUCCUGCUCACCAGCAUCCUUAGCCUCUGUACAGCACUCAGGGUGGGGGACAGAGCAUUGAGAAGGCCAGUUGGAGCCCUGUGUUCCCAGAGGGCCUGAUGCCAAUGAGUUAUGGGCCCAGCACUGCUUCUGAAGCUCAGGCCUCAAAUAUAGCUCCAUGGCCUCCACCAGAUGGCUUUGAAGGUGAUCCCAGCAGGCCUUAUACCUGUACAUAGUGACUUGGGGGGCUGGCAGGUGUGGCAGCUGCCUCUCUGGGCUGAACACAGCUUGACCCCUCCAGCCCCUGUAAAUAGUGGAUCUAUGAAUGAAUAAAACUCUUGAGAAAUGAA